AAUUAACUCCUUUCAACAUUGAAAUAAGAUCACACUAACGUCACCACGUCACAUGAAAGUACAUGUAUGUUCCUCAUAAUGCUCUCAGAGUAGCAUCGUCAGUGACAGUGAGAGACAGACUUCACAACUUCACAUUCACCACCAUCUCCCAACAACAAUAACUCAUUUCAUUCCCUAAAACCCUAACCCUAACCCUAAAAAUCCUUCUCAAUGGACUUCAAUCACCACCUAUUAGACCUUUCCACUUCCACACAAUCCAUUCCCUCCUCCGACGACUUCCGCUUCCACUACAACUUCCCCGAAUUCAGACACCUUAUCGAAGAAAUCGCCAGAAAAUCACAGUCAAUGUUAAACCAAAUCGGUUCCUCAGAGAACAUUUGGGGUAUAGGUUCGUCUUUCCCCGCCGACAUCGAUGAUGCUUACGAAUGGAUUGUUAAUGCAAACGACGACGUUUUGGAGCUUGUUGACGAGAUUGUGGAUGAGUUUCAUAGGGUUCUGAAGGAGCAAGAUAUGGAGGAAGGGGAGGACGGGUUUUUCAAGUUUAAGAAGGGGAAGAAAGGGGUUUUUGGUUAUUUGGGUCAUGAAGCCAAUGGAAAGAAACCGAAAGUGUCGUUUCAUGUACACACUCUAAGGAAACCUCAGUAUCAUUAUAACCUUGUGGUUGAUAACUCUAAUCAACCUUUUGAACAUGUUUGGUUGGAAAAGAGUGAAGAUGGUCAAAGGUUUAUACAUCCGCUGGAAAAACUCUCUGUUUUUGAUUUUGUUGAUAAAGGUGAUAUUGAGAGCCUUGUACCAGUAAUGCCUCCCCCACUGGAAUGCACACCUUUCAAACUUGUGGAGGAUGUCAAAGGAUUGAAGGAGUUAGCUGCUAAGCUGAGCUCUGUUGAUGAAUUUGCGGUGGAUUUGGAACAUAAUCAAUAUCGGUCUUUUCAAGGUUUGACUUGCUUGAUGCAAAUAUCAACCCGGACUGAAGAUUUUAUUGUAGAUACUCUGAAGCUCCGUGAUCAUGUUGGAACACACCUGAGGGAAUUUUUCAAGGACCCUACCAAGAAAAAGGUAUUGCAUGGAGCAGAUAGAGACAUUGUGUGGCUGCAACGGGAUUUUGGCAUUUAUGUCUGUAAUAUGUUUGACACUGGCCAGGCUUCUAGAGUGUUAAAAUUGGAGAGAUAUAGUUUGCAACAUCUUUUGCAACACUAUUGUGGGGUUACUGCAAACAAAGAGUACCAGAAUGCAGACUGGAGAGCACGCCCUCUUCCUGAUGUGAUGAUAAAAUAUGGAAGAGAAGAUACACACUACCUGCUUUAUAUAUAUGAUGUAAUGAGGAUCAAGCUAUUUGAACUGUCUAUGGAGUCGGAAGGUUCCGAUGAUCCUCUGUUGGAGGUUUACGAGCGGAGUUAUAAUGUCUGCAUGCAGCUGUACGAGAAAGAGCUUUUGACAGAAAGCUCCUACCUAAAUCUAAAAGGGUUGCGAGGGGCUGGUUUUAAUGGUCAACAGCUGGCUGUUGUUUCAGGGCUUUUUGAAUGGCGUGAUGUUCUGGCUCGGUCAGAAGAUGAAAGUACAGGGUUUAUAUUGCCAAAUAAAGUUAUUCUUGAAAUUGCUAAGCAGAUGCCUGUCACUACAAGUAAUCUAAGGCGAUUGGUAGCGGAGAGGUCAAGGCUCCCAUAUGUUGAGCGCAAUCACGAUAUCAUUAUUAACAUUGUCAGACAUUCUAUGCAAAAGGCUGCUGCCUUUGAAGAAGCUGCACUUCGUUUGAAAGAAGAACAUGCUGCCUUUGAAGAAGCUGCGCUUCGGUUAAAAGAAGAAAAAGCAGCUAAUGAAAAUGGAGCAAAUGUUCAGGUGCCAAAAAUGCCAACAGGUGCUUGUGAUGCAACACCACCGCUAGGCCAUUCAGCUCCAGAAGGGAAUGGUUUUCCUGACAAAAAGGGCAAGAAAGAGAUCAAGGUAGAACAGAUUGUAGAAUCAGAGACAUCAGAUCUGAAGAAACCUCUUUCAGCUACAGUUUCCACAUCUAACCUGGAUGCAAACAUAAUAUUAGACUUGGAUUCAGACUCGGACGAUAUGAUGCAAGAAUAACCUAUAAAUCUGCAACAAUCAGCUUAGGAAAAUAUUUUUUGUCCACUCCGGUAAAAGUAAAAUGAAGUUGAGCACAUACCUGUCAAAAGAUGCUUUCAGUCAAAUUUAGAGUAGCAAGACCCAACAAACAUGUAAUUUGUCCAAAUUUGAUUGUGAAUUAACAAAGGAGAAGAUAAAGAAAUGCUUUGUCUCGGAGCAGUCUUCUGCAACUACAUGACUCACCUAGAGAAGGGGGACAGACAGGUGAUUUCGCAAUAUAAUUGCGCAAGUUAGUUGAUGGCAGGUGUUUGCAGCUUUUGGUAAUAGAAGUGGAACCUUCUAUUAGUAUAAAAGGAAAUAUAUUAGAAUAUAUGCUAUGUAGUAUGUACAAAUGUAGACAGAAUUCUAGAUGUUAGUUACCUUUUGUUGGUGCUUGAAUGGAAAUUGAGCAGAAUGAGGAUCUUUGAUCAAAAUUUUGCUAAACUAUUGAUCAGCUCAAAUCCAACUUAAGGUUGUCAUGAAACUGGAACAGCAAUUUUUAAAAUGUAAAAAAGGUGGGUUACACAUUGCUAAUA
This is a messenger RNA of Lathyrus oleraceus (garden pea), 2627 nucleotides long. Its product is annotated as protein RRP6-like 2. Gene Ontology annotation, biological process: poly(A)-dependent snoRNA 3'-end processing; exonucleolytic trimming to generate mature 3'-end of 5.8S rRNA from tricistronic rRNA transcript (SSU-rRNA, 5.8S rRNA, LSU-rRNA); TRAMP-dependent tRNA surveillance pathway. Lineage: Eukaryota; Viridiplantae; Streptophyta; Magnoliopsida; Fabales; Fabaceae. Gene Ontology annotation, cellular component: nucleolus; nuclear exosome (RNase complex). The transcript is spliced from 13 exons. The record is from RefSeq and is a predicted model, not a curated record. Gene Ontology annotation, molecular function: single-stranded RNA binding; 3'-5'-RNA exonuclease activity; nucleotide binding. Bases 211 to 2073 code for a protein of 620 amino acids.